AUGUCCUACUAUUUUGUCAUCAUUUCACCGACCGACUCGCCGCUCUUUGAAUUGUCCUUUGGAACUUCCAAGGCUGGCGGUGACGGCAUCGCCCGAUUUCGCAAUGGAGAAACAUCUCGGUACAUGAAUCAAUUCAUUGUCCACGCUGCUCUGGACGUAGUGGAGGAGGUGCAAUGGCUAAGCCCCAGUAUGUGGCUCAAGGUCAUCGACAACUAUGCGCCAACGGACUCCCAUAUCAGUUGCUUUAUCACGGGCACCAACGUCCGCUUUAUGCUUCUUCAUCAGCCGUCGGCAAUGACCAGUGCUUCUGCUGGGAGUCGAUCCUCUACCAUAUCUUCAACAUCUAUUCCUCAGAAUCCCACCAGUCCUCAAACCGAGGAAGCCAUUCGGCAAUUUAUGAAUGAAGUCUUCGAACUCUGGGUCAAAACAUUGAUGAAUCCGUUCUUCAGCAUCGGAACUCCCAUUAAAAGCCCUGUCUUUAGACAGCGUGUCUCUGCAGCAGGUCGAAAAUGGCUUUAA
Molecule: messenger RNA, 519 nt
Organism: Rhinocladiella mackenziei CBS 650.93
Lineage: Eukaryota; Fungi; Ascomycota; Eurotiomycetes; Chaetothyriales; Herpotrichiellaceae
Exons: 1
Coding region: 1-519 (172 amino acids)
Biological process (GO): endoplasmic reticulum to Golgi vesicle-mediated transport
Cellular component (GO): nucleus; cytoplasm; TRAPP complex
Source: RefSeq, a predicted model, not a curated record